UACUGAAUUAUUAACUGAAAGAUUACUCGGCACUUUUAGAAAAAUAUAUAAAUAAUUUUUUAAACAAAAUAAUAUUUAUUAAAGUUUAAAAUUUAAUAUAUUGUUAAUUAAUUAAUUGUUUAUAGAUAAUUAAUUAUUUGCUAAUUAUAAUAAUGUCGUUAUCAAAGCCAUCAGAAAUAGUUUUUAAUCUUGUUGCUUCUUAUAUGAAUAAUUUGUAUAAUAAUCCAAUAAAAACAAAAGCGAUAACCAGCUGUCUCAUAGCAACAUUUGGAAAUUACAUCGCUCAAAAAACUCGAGGAGUCAAAGAAAUUGAUCAUGAUGUAUUGUCAGCUUAUGGAUUAUUUGGACUUUUAUUCGGUGGACCAGUACCUCAUUAUUUUUACAAAAUAAUUUAUAAAUAUUUCAAACAUCCAUUAGCUAUUUUAUUAAUUGAAAGAUUAUUAUACACUCCAUGUUUCCAAGUUCUUUCUCUUUAUAUGUUGUCACGGUUUGAGGGUAAAUCUCAUCAACAAUCUUGUACAAAUCUCCAAAGACUUUAUUGGCCGGUACUUAGUGCAAAUUUAAAAUAUUUAACACUACUGCAAUUUAUAAACAUACGUUACGUUCCUCCAAUGUUGAAAGUUUUGGUUGUCAACAUAAUUGGGCUAGCAUGGACAAUUUAUUUAGCAAAUGUCCGAGCAAGUGACGCAAGAAGACAAAGAAGACAUUAAAAUUGUUGUGAAUAAUUGCCAUUAUAUUUUUAUAUUAAUUUGAAUACAAUGUUAAUAUUUUCUUAAUUCAAAAUCACGGGUAUCUAAAGUACAAUAACAAUAAAAUUAUCACAAAUAUGCUUAUAAAUAAGUUAUAUUUUUUAUUUAUGUUAAUUUUAUCAAACAACUGAAAGUUAAAAUAAUAAAUAAACGAAUUAAUAAGUUA
This is a messenger RNA of Microplitis mediator, 915 nucleotides long. Its product is annotated as peroxisomal membrane protein 2. The transcript has 5 exons. Lineage: Eukaryota; Metazoa; Arthropoda; Insecta; Hymenoptera; Braconidae. The record is from RefSeq and is a predicted model, not a curated record. Gene Ontology annotation, cellular component: membrane; cytoplasm. Bases 153 to 710 code for a protein of 185 amino acids.